AUGCCCCGAAAGCAGCCUGUGCGAGGAUCAUCGAGCUUCAACGAUGACCCCGGGAAUGCAACAAGAGACGAUGACCAGAAUUCAGACAGCGAAACGGACAACCAAGCUGAACCGAGCAUGACUUCGCUCUAUAACGAUGCGGUCAAUCUUCCCGCUCACCAGACAAAGCAUCUUGCUGAGCUGAUGUAUCGCUUUCCGUCGAUAGACACCUCCUUUCGCCUCGUGCAGCGCAACGACACCAACAGCACGGGCUCUUCGCUGUGGCUAUCGUCACAAGUGCUAUCGUCCUAUCUUAUCCAUACGUACGCAAAGACGUCACGGAAGGGGCCACCAGACGCGUCGAGAAAGUGGAUGCUGGAGUUGGGCUCAGGGACCGGCUUACUGUCUCUUCUCAUGGCUAGACUUGGAUGGGAGGUGGUUGCAACCGACAUUCCUCCCGUGCUCGACACAGUGCUCAAACCCAACAUCGACGCUGGUCUCUACCAGCCCAUCAACAUAGGCGCGGCAAAAGCAGACCAAGCGCAUGUCAACGAACUCGACUGGACUAUCCCACCCCAAAACUGGCGCUGGCACCCACACCUCGGCUAUCCAACCACAGCCCAACUGCCCGCUUCCCUGCCAGCCGCUGCAAUUCCUCGUCCACAGAGCUUCGACCUGAUCGUAACAGCAGACACCAUCUACGAGCCAUCGCUCGUACACCCGCUGCUGUUAACCAUCGCUCACCUCUACCAGCGUCAAGGCCAGCCCCGCCCAACAGUGUUACUCGCACUGGAACGUAGAGAUCCGUCUCACAUCACCGAAGCUCUGCGCACAGCACAUGAGCAGUACUCACUCCCGUUCAAGCAGAUCCCUUCCAAACGCAUCCGCAAGAUCUUUGACUCGCUCGGCGAUGGAGCCACGUGGUCUCGAGACGAUUGGGACGGCGUCGAGAUCUGGAAGCUCUAG
This is a messenger RNA of Pseudozyma hubeiensis SY62, 945 nucleotides long. RefSeq lists its product as hypothetical. The record is from RefSeq and is a predicted model, not a curated record. The coding region runs from base 1 to 945 and encodes 314 amino acids. Gene Ontology annotation, cellular component: cytoplasm; nucleus. The transcript has a single exon. Lineage: Eukaryota; Fungi; Basidiomycota; Ustilaginomycetes; Ustilaginales; Ustilaginaceae.